Molecule: messenger RNA, 6402 nt
Organism: Meriones unguiculatus (Mongolian gerbil)
Lineage: Eukaryota; Metazoa; Chordata; Mammalia; Rodentia; Muridae
Gene: Ccdc141
Product: coiled-coil domain containing 141
Exons: 25
Coding region: 290-4897 (1535 amino acids)
Source: RefSeq, a predicted model, not a curated record
UCAGUGGCAAAACUAAUUUGGGUUGUCAGGAUAGAGUUUGUUUUUUUUUUUUUUUCCAUUAGCUAUCAGACAUCAGCUGAUAGGCAAAGUGCUCAAAGCUGUCCCUCCAGUUUCAGAUAAUGGCAAAAAUAACAGGCACUUAUGGUUACCAUACUAGGGGUGUGGCUGUAUGAGCAGAGAGCGUUCCCUGAAUGAGUCCCGGCAGCCCCAUGGAAGCCUUCUGACAUGAGCAGCAGACAAGCAUCCUUUCAGAGGCUGCUCAGGGCUUAAACCCUGCUUCGAAAGUGCCAUGUCCUGCGGAGGAAGUCCCCCUAUGGGUGUGUCCACCACCACUGUCAGCUCUGUAGCCGUGCAAGCUGGGGACUCCAAGAUUGUCAUAGCCGUUGUCAAGUGUGGCGAGUGGGUACAACUCCAACUGGCUGAAUCACAGCCCAAUCUCCUGGAAAUUGGGAGCAGUCAAGAUGAAACCAAAAAACUGCUUCAUGACCAUGAGCUGCUCCUGGCCAAGCUUAAGGCCUUGGAAGAUCGUGUGUGGGAACUCUUACAAGAAGCAGACAGGACAGCUGAAGCAAACAAGGCUCAAAGUCAGGUGUACGAUGCUAUGGCCCAGACUCUGGGAGAAGCGUGGGCAACCCUGGUCUCCAUGCUUGAAAAGAGAAGAGAGCUCCUUGGACUGACUUCUGAGUUUUUUGAAAGUGCUUUGCAGUUUGCCAUUAAAAUAGACCAAGCUGAAGAUUUUCUGCAGAAUCCUCAUGAGUUCAAGAGUGCUGAUGCCUUGCAGUCACUUCUUCUGCUUCAUGACCAACAUGUGAAAGAACUCUUGGAAAGAUCUCUAGGCCUUCUAAACAAGAGUCAACAACUCACUGACUUCAUAGAGAAAUUCAAGUGUGAAGGAUCUAGUGUGAAUUCUGAGCUGAUUCAGGGAGCUCAGAGCAGCUGUCUGAAGAUUGAUAGCCUCCUUGAACUUCUACAAGACCGGAGACGGCAGCUGGACAAGUACUUGCAGCAACAGCGGCAGGAGUUGGCUCAGGUUCUACAGUUGUAUCUGUGGGACCAACAAGAAAACCAGGUUUCUUGUUGGUUUCAGGAAACAACACGAGAUCUGCAGGGACAGAGUCUGGGCUCAUCUCUUUCAGACAACCAGGAGCUGAUCCGUAAGCAUGAGGACCUGAUAGUCAAAGCAAAGGAAUGGAAUUCAGCCCUGGAGACGCUAAAGAGCCAGGCUCUGGGGAUCCUACGGUCCAAGGACUUGGCAGAAAAGGAACAGCUGCAGCUCUCUAACCAGAAAUUGAAUCGGCUUCAAGAAGAGUUUGGACUGCUCAUGGCAGAAAGGAAAACCUCAUUAACAAUGGCAAAUGACUUUUUUAACAGUGCCAACAAGGCAUUUGAUGUACUUGGAAAAGUUGAAGCUUACCUUAAGCUCCUUAAAUCAGAGGGUUUAAGCCUGCCUGCCUUGGCAGCAAGGCAUGAGGAAUUACACAGAGAAAUUAAAGACUCCACAGCCGACGCUCUGCAAAAGGGACGAACCUUAAUCAGCCAAGUAGAUUCCUGCCACUCUCAGGUGAUGGGAAUCCAUGAGAUGAUGGGAUGCAUUCAGAGACGAGCAGAUCACCUCAGCAAACAGUGUACAGCGCACAAGGAAUUUGCCCUGAAGAAACAGCAAUUAGCAGCAUCCGUGGAAGGCUACCUGAGGGAGGUGGAAAUGUCAAUUCGAGAAAUCACGUCAGUUCUUUCCAAUGCACUGGAUGUCGGUUCGAGCCCGUCUGAAUCAGAGAAGAUUUUGAACAAAUAUCUGGAAUUAGAUAUUCGAGCCAAGGAGACAUCACAUGCAUUAGAAGCAGCUGCAAAAAUUGUGACAGAGAAAAAUGAACUUGAACUCCACGAAGUGGCGUUGCUUUCUCUUAAAGUGAAAUGGCUAGAAGAAGAAUUAAACACGCUUGAUCGAAGCAUCAGCUACAGGUCACAAGUCCUGCAAGCUUACGUGGCAUUUCGAAAGUCAUCUGAGGAGGUAGAAGAGCAGCUUCAGAGCCUAAGGAAGUUUUAUCUGACUGAAAUACCCCAGAAGGAUGAAGAGGAGGCUGCAGCCAAGUGCCGUUCUAACUCCACUGAGAGGAGGUGGCAGCUGUUUUUAAAGAAGAGUUUUUUGACCCAAGACUUAGGGCUUGAGUUCCUUAACUUAAUAAACAUGGCAAAAGAGAAUGAGAUAUUAAAUGUUCAAAAUGAAAUGCACAUUACGGAGAGCAUUAUGGAACAGCAAGCAUCUGGAAGGGAAGAACUCAGCCAUCUCCGAAUGUCAUGGCACCUCAAAGCCAGCGAAGGCAAGCCUAUGACACAGCGGUGGGAAACCUUCAAAGAGAAACUUAGGAAGACCACUCACAGCGUAAAACUUGUCCACGAGGUUCUUACGCCCGUCUCCGCGCUUGACCUGGGCGGCAGCCUCCAGAGCAUGUCAGAUCUGCGGAGAAGGUGGAAUGCGAUGAAGCCUCAGCUCCAGCAACUGCAUGAGGAGGUUCAGCAUAUCAUGAAAGAAUGGGAUGUGUUAAGUGGUCAGGGAGCUCCUCUGAAGGAGAAGUCUGAACAAUUGAAGGACCUUAUCCAUCUCCAUCAGAGGCAGAGAGAGCGAAUCCAGGAUUAUGAGGAAGUCCUAAUCAAGACAGUCCGUUUCCACCAGGUCAAGGAAGAACUGAUGCGUUUCAUCAGCUCGAGAGAGCUGGAGCUUCCGGCACAGCCCACGGAGCUGGGAGGUACCCAGGAGCUUCCGGCACAGCCCACGGAGCUGGGAGGUGCCCAGGAGGUCCAGAGGCGACUGGGCCGUUCUCGAGAAAGACGGGCGCGCGUGGACCAUCUCCACCAGCUGGCACUUUCCCUGGGCGUGGACAUCAUCUCGUCUGUGCAGCAGCCGAAUUGCUCCAGUAUUUCCGCAAAGAAUCUGCAGCAGCAGCUGGAGGCCCUCGAAGUGGGUAGCAGGAGCUGGAGUGCCAAGGCCAAAGAAUGUGAGCAGGUCCUGUCCUCCCGCUUGCAGUAUUGGACCACUCAGGAUGAGAUCAAUGAGCUCAAAGAGUCAUUCAAAGAUAUAAAAAAGAAAUUCAACAACCUGAAGUUUAAUUACUUCAAGAAAAAUGAAAAAUCUCGAAACCUAAAGACUCUUCAGUAUCAAAUCCAACAAGUUGAUACAUAUGCUGAAAAAAUUCAGGCUUUAAGGAAGAAAAUGGAAAAGGUUAAUAAUAAAACAUCUGAUUCAUUCUUACACUAUUCAAGUGAUAGAGCUAGCAUCCUUUCAGAAGCCAUGGAGGAUCUGAAAAAGCAGGUGGAUGACUUUGACAAAGUUGUGACAGAUUACAAGAUGAAUUUAGACCUGACUGAACAUCUCCAGGAAGUAGUAGAAGAGUGUAACUUUUGGUAUGAGGAUGCAAGUGCCACAGUUGUAAGAGUUGGAAAGUAUUCCAUGGAGUGCCAAACAAAGGAGGCUGUGGAAAUCCUCCACAGGCAGUUCAAUAAAUUCAUCACUCCCUCUGUGCCUCAGCAAGAGGAAAGGAUUCAGGAGGUCAUCAGCAUCGCUCGACGCUUAUAUGGUUUGGACGAAGGGCAAAAAUAUGCUGAGAAGAUUGUCACAAGACACAAGGAGAUUCUUGAAUCUAUUACUGAAUUAUGUGGUUCUCUCAUGGAGCUUAAAGAAAAACUGACGCAGGGAGAUGCUCCAAAGAUGAAUCCAAAUUUGGAAGAUUUCCAUGACAAUUGCAUUGACCUACUAAAGGAGCCAGUGAGAAAAGUGCAGGCAAUAUUAAAUGAAGAAAGGAAUGAGGGGCAGGUGCCGGGAGCAGAUGUCUUGACCCUCAACGGAACAAGAGAAGAUGGGCUUCCCAUGGACUUGAGCCAGUCCUCAUCUGACAAAGAUGCCAGUGCCCAGGGUCUGAUCCUGGUGGAAGACACGUUGUCUGAGUGUGCAUCAUCUGACGACAUCUCCUUGCCUCCACUCCCAACGAGCCCCGAGUCCCCUCGGGCACCAUCAGACAUGGAGAUGGAAGAACUCGCCAGCUCUUCAGCUGUCACCCUCCACAUCAGCGAUUCUAGGACACACACAGGCACUGGUGGUCUCGGGGAGGCCCAGGCUUCUGUUCUUUCUCCACCCACGGCUUUUGCUCAUGGGUGCCAUAAUAAGAAAGACACGUUCACAAGUCACUUUGAGAGGCCCUACCCACAAUUCCAAGCUGAAUCCUCAUUAGCCUCCAGGGGAUCAGCAGAGAUGAGUACCGACUUACACAUCAGUGUGAAAUGUCCAGCGAGUGUGCCCCAACGGGUGCAUGACGCAGCUUUGCAGCAAGGCGCCCGGGCUCAGGAGAGCUCACUAGAAACCCAGGAGAAAGUGCAUGCAGAUUCUAACGCCACUAAAACCCAAGACAGGCUGCAUGUGGUCCCUGACCUCACCCCUCAAUCAGACACGAGCAGCAGCCAUCAGAGGCAAGUGGGUCCCCAAGGAGACAGGAAAGAUGCAUCUGCAGAAAACAGCGCGGUCAGCAUAGCUGGCCGGGCGCCUCAUUUCUCCAGGCUGCUGUCCAAUGUAACUGUUGUGGAAGGUUCUCCGGUGACUUUGGAAGUGGAAGUUACAGGAUUCCCAGAGCCUACACUGACAUGGUUCAAGAAGGGCCAGAAAUUGUGUGCCGAUGGACACUUACAGGUUUUCCACAAGGACACAAGGCAUUCAGUGUUCAUCCCGAAGGCAUGUGAGGCGGACGCUGGCCUCUAUGUGGCCCAAGCCCAAAACUCUAGUGGCGCCCUGUCUUCCAAAGCCAUCCUCCAUGUGACAGGUAACCAUGGGCCUCCAAUCACGAGAAUAAACUGGAUUCUGCUGUGUAUCAUCUAUGUCAGUGUAUCACUGAUAUACUGGCUGCUUGCAUAGCAGUGAGGCACUGGCUUCCCUGGACAUUGUUAUGAGCGAAAGGACAAUAUGGUUUUUUUCUCACGCAUCAUACAAAGCACACCCUACCAACUUAUCUCCACUUUGAUGAAUACCACUGCUAGGUGAAAUAAUUGCAUUUUCUCUACUGUUUAACAUACUUGGGAAACAUGGAAAAUUAUAUAUAGUGGAUAAUGAUAUACUUUGUACUUUAGGAAAAGAAAUAUUCUAUAUAAUAUGCUGAUUUCUUGUUUAAAGGCAUAUGAAUGCUCACAGAAAACACAAGGAUCCUAGAGAUGUGAUCUAAGUUUCAAAUACAAAUGUUUGGUAAUUUCCUUUCAACUAUGCUCAGAACCAUCUCUUGGUAGUACAUUACAUCAACUCGAAUUUCUGAUUUUCAUUUGCUUUUCAUGUCUUGAUCUUGUUUACUGAACAUGUUCUAUGUUGUGUCAGCAUGUUCUACAUUCCCGGGACUGAGGAUAUGACUAUCAAUAACAGUUUCUCAUGGUGAUCUCUUGGGGGUUGAUGCUGGAGAACAGACAUGCUAUCAACUUUACAAUGGGUCAACCUUUCUAUUAGCUCUGUAUGUCGUAUGUUGAGAUGGAACACGGGCUGCAAGAGGGGACCAGUUUUCUCUUUGUCCUUCUGCUGCUGUGCAUUGGCCAUCCUGUGCAUAACUGUAAAAGGUCCUACUGUCCCUGACUCUGAUGCUGCUGCUAAACACUCGUGUUAUAAACAAUUGCAAGACAUCUCAGUGCCUCACUUUCCCAUCUGGAAAAGGGGCUCAUCUACCUCUUGACUAUUGAGUUUUACUUCAUUUUCUGUGGUGAUCAGGCCAAUGAAACGUGCUUGGUGAAGACUCAUCAUAAUGCUUGGCGUGAUUUGCUAUCUUGCUGCUCAUUGCCCAUUAAUUCCCUUUCAGAUGCUGGUCUUUUAGAAUAUGAAAUGAAAAGAAUGCUGUUAAUAUGUAAUCCCCAACUACUUACUCCCUUAAGGGAGGAUGAGACUGAUGUUCUAUGAAUUAGAGUUUAAAAUUCUUUUCAAACUUCUUAAAACUACAUCCUUUUCAAAGACCUGACAAUAACCUCCAAAGGAUAUAGUUAUGAUGCGUUAGGGGGAGCCUGGGUAAGACAGAAGACAAAUCUAGCCUUCUUGUUGUACAAUUAUCACUUUAAUAUUGAAGAAUGUUAUGUGGCUUUCUAAAGUGCAUUAUUCAGAAAAAUAAGAGAGGUAUUUGUUUUCAUAUUUUAAACUCCAUCUGUCAUGCUAAAAUAAAAUCUUAGGUCGAAACAGUAAUUUAUUACAGAUUUUUGAUGAAGGGAAGAAAUUAAUUACGUUGCUAGAAGUCUGUCUACAAAUAAUCAAAAUAUUUAAAUAGAAUAUAUUUGACAUGGUAUUAAGAAUCUACUGAAUGUUGUAGAAGAUAAGAAAUGUCCAGUCAAGUAAAAACUUGGCCGAUUUUUUUCUUGUUUUUGCAUAUUCAAUUUAAUUAAAAAGAUGAAACUGUU